AUGGCUUCGACGCCAAAGAAAAGGAAACACGUUACCCUGACUGUUUUUCAAAAAUGCGAGAUCUUGGAUCAUAUCAAGGAAGGUGCUAUUUUCAUGGAGAAGGCGAAAUACUUUCAUGAAAGGCUUGGGCAAGGAGAGUUUUCUGCCAGUAAAGGUUGGUUGGAAAAAUUCAAAAAAAGACACGGAAUACGACAACUCAAAAUAACCGACGAGAAGUUGUCUAAGAACGAAGACGCCGUAAAACCAUUCCAGGAUAAAUUCAUGGACAUAAUCAAGGAGAAAGAUUUGUCCGCAGAGCAAAUCUAUAAUGCAGAUGAGCCUGGUUUGUAG
Parnassius apollo (apollo) is the source of this 330-nucleotide messenger RNA. NCBI's taxonomy places the organism in Eukaryota, Metazoa, Arthropoda, Insecta, Lepidoptera, Papilionidae. The record is from the annotation of a GenBank genome assembly.